AUGCUAAGUUCCACGAUUUGUGACAUUUGUCUUGACUGCUUGGCGGAUAUUUUGCACUUCGUUUGAGAUUUGUUUUGUGAUUUGAAUAAUUUUGGUUGUACUUACAAAUCAACAAUAAAAUUCAUACAAAUCCGAUGGCUCCUACCAAACACGCAAACGGCAGCGUCACUGUAGGCGGCUUGACAACAAUUGGUGAUCCUGUCAACGAUUCUGCGGCCCAGCAAGCCUUCAGCUAUGUACGCGAUUUUUGUAUGCAUGCAACAAAUUAUCGCAACCAGCAAACUAUUGAAUCAUUGGCGCUACUAAAUCGUAGUGCAUCACUGCUUAGCACAACUGUGCAGCCACAACUAUUUAAUCCUGCACAACUGGAGACCUCCAAACUUUUCAUAGACUUGCAUGCUGUUAUGGGUAAUUUGGCUACUGAUUGCGAUGCACUUUGGGCUUGCGUUGCACUUUUGCAACAUCUAAGUCGUAAUCUGACAGCACGUCGCGCAUUGGUAGAGGAUUUUCGUUUUGUACCGCUUCUAGCCUUUGUCCUUAAGCGUUCGCAUGGACAGGAGAAAGUACAAAAGCUGCUAACACUUAUGCAGGAUCUAACUUAUGGUAUACAAAUAAGUUGGGAAGAACCAUAUUUAAUAGUGCUACUAGAGCAGCUGGUCAAUAUCAUAUAUCAAGCGGCAGAGGAAAGUGAGGACGGAUUGGCGCAGUUGGCACUAUCUGUGCUAAUCAAUUUAUGUUAUAAAAAUUUCGUAGUAAUGUUUCUCUUUUUACGUUCGGUGAAUAUAUCGAAUUUUACAAAACGCAUUCAUUUCUUUGUGGACUCUAAGGCGCAUACGUGUCUGCAUCGCACUAUGCUGGAUUAUAAAAAUUACUGCGAAGAUGUGGAGCGGCUACUCAACUGUCUGGAGUCAUGUGGCAUCGCUGAGGAUGUAGAUGAGCAAAUAUCGAAGCAACAGCACACUUGCUUGAGCUUACUUUUCCGACUGAUUCUUUAUGUACUGCAAUUAAGUACUGUGCCAGGAUCUGAGAAUAAA
Rhagoletis zephyria (snowberry fruit fly) is the source of this 1034-nucleotide messenger RNA. RefSeq lists its product as uncharacterized. The record is from RefSeq and is a predicted model, not a curated record. Lineage: Eukaryota; Metazoa; Arthropoda; Insecta; Diptera; Tephritidae.